AUGGACGACUACCAACGGAAGCCGGGGCAGAAACAGAGUCGAGUCCGGGCCAUGCUGAAGAUCCUAUUACUUUUGGUCACCACCAACGUUACCACCGCCUACUUCUUCUCCUCGCCUUCCUCAAGCGUCAAGUGGACGGACUACGCCCCCCGCUUCCCCCUCUGGGACACGGACGCCCUCCUCCGCGAGCUCAACUCCACACACGACAAGCUCGCCGCCGCACGGCAGCAGAUCGACGAGCUCAACAUUCGCCUCCAAACCUCCAAUUACCUGAUGGAGGAGCUGACCACUGAAUUCCGCAAACCCCGGCAACCGGUCGAGGUGGCGGACGACUUGAGCACCAGUCUCUCCGGUGAGCUCAAGCUGGUAGUAGAGGCCCACAAGCUCCCUCUGGGCCGCAGCGGCAAUGUCGGCUCGGAGGAACUCUUCCCCGUGCUGGGCUCCGCUUGCCGGCGCCACCAGAGGGACCUGGAGCAGUACAUGACCUACGAGGUGGGUGGCCAGUGCCCAGUCGAUGACGUAUUCGCGCAGCGACUGAUGCUGCAAGGCUGCGAGCCGCUCCCUCGCCGGCGGUGCAAACCCAAGACACCAAAGGGCUACAUCGAGCCCAGCCCACUGCCCGAUUCCUUAUGGAGCAUCCCCCCCGACAGCAGCAUCAUCUGGGAGCCUUACACCUGCAAGAACUACGGAUGUCUGGUAAACCGCAAUAAGAUGCCGGGUUUUUUCGACUGCAAGGACUGCUUCGACCUCGGGGGCCGCGAGAAGGACAGGUGGAUGUUCGAGAUCGCAAAUCUGGGCUACAGCAUCGACCAGGUGCUGGCCACGAAGCCGCAGGGGACGGUGCGGAUCGGGCUCGACCUCGGCGGCGGCAGCGGGACGUUCGCGGCUCGCAUGAGGGAGCGCAACAUCACCAUCGUCACUACCACGAUGAACUUCGACGGGCCGUUCAACAGUUUCAUCGCCUCCAGGGGAUUGAUCCCGCUUCACAUCAGCAUCUCCCAGCGGCUGCCCUUCUUCGACAACACUCUCGACAUCAUCCACUCAAUGCACGUAAUCAGCAACUGGAUUCCCGACACCAUGCUCGAGUUCGCCCUCUUCGACAUCUACCGGGUGCUCCGCCCGGGGGGCCUCUUCUGGCUUGACCACUUCUUCUGCAUCGGGUCUCAGCUCAACGCCACCUAUGUCCCCAUGUUCGACCGCAUCGGGUUCAAGAAGCUCCGGUGGAACACCGGCCGCAAGGUCGAUCGGGGCGCCGAGUUGAACGAGUGGUACUUCUCCGCGCUUCUGGAGAAGCCCAUGACGUAA
Spirodela intermedia is the source of this 1305-nucleotide messenger RNA. The record is from the annotation of a GenBank genome assembly. NCBI's taxonomy places the organism in Eukaryota, Viridiplantae, Streptophyta, Magnoliopsida, Alismatales, Araceae.